Messenger RNA from Drosophila hydei, 842 nucleotides. Its product is annotated as heat shock protein 26-like. Gene Ontology annotation, biological process: protein refolding; response to heat. The coding region runs from base 135 to 770 and encodes 211 amino acids. The transcript has a single exon. Gene Ontology annotation, molecular function: protein folding chaperone. The record is from RefSeq and is a predicted model, not a curated record. NCBI's taxonomy places the organism in Eukaryota, Metazoa, Arthropoda, Insecta, Diptera, Drosophilidae.
AGUCCGAGAGGUUACAGUUGAACAACAGUAUUAUUUAAAAGCAGAACUUCGCUGAGCGAAAGAAAAGUUAAAAAAGCGGCAAAUCUUUUUCUAAAACUACAUAACCUUAAAUCUAAAGAAGUAAAAAACUCAAAAUGUCGUUAUCCCAUUUAAUUACAUUGGUUGAUGCUCUAAGCGAGCCUCGAAAUCCCGUCUACGAUUUUGGCAUGGGCAUGAACCCACGCCACUUCCAAACCAGAAGCAUGAAUCAGUCGUUGCUGAGCCCUUGGCAGUGCCCACAUCCUGAAUGCCCGACCUCGCCAGUUGGAAAGAUUUUGGCCAGUCGCCGCGGUCGUGGUGAUAUGACAAAGCUAAUGAAUGGCGAGGUCGAUGCAUGGAGUAUGCCUAUCGCUCAGGUGGGCAAAGAUGGCUACCAGGUGUGCAUGGAUGUCGCUCAGUUCACUCCCAGAGAGCUGAACGUAAAGGUGGCCGACAACUGGAUUACGAUCGAGGGCAAGCACGAAGAACGCGAGGACGGCCAUGGCUACAUCUCGCGCCAUUUUGUGCGUCGCUAUGCCCUGCCCAAGGGCUUUGAUGGUGAUAAGGUUGUCUCCUCUCUGUCAUCCGAUGGCAUUCUCUCUGUGAGCGUGCCGAAGCCGAAACCCACUGAGGACAAGACCAAUGAGAGAGUGGUUCAAAUUCAGCAAGUGGGCCCAGCUCAUCUGAACAUCAAGCGCAACGAGGAAGAGUCAAAAGCUAAAACUCCCACCAAUGGAAGCAGCACCAAGUAGAAUCUGCAAACUGAUAGCGAACGAUCAGCGUUAACCAAACUCAACCGUAUUCCCAAUCAUGUUCCAAUAUAU